Molecule: messenger RNA, 145 nt
Organism: Funneliformis mosseae
Lineage: Eukaryota; Fungi; Glomeromycota; Glomeromycetes; Glomerales; Glomeraceae
Source: the annotation of a GenBank genome assembly
AAAAACCCUAAAAGAAUUUGAAGUUAGAAUUAAGGAAUUAGAGCAGAGUAAUGAAGAUUACGCUCACAAUUCAACUAUUUUGAAGAAACGGUUAAAGCUCGGGAAGAGGAACCAAAAGUCAAGCAAGAAUCUAUUAGAAAUUUAG